UUAUUUACACCUGACUUUUAACAUUUUUUUAUUUAACACGCUUAUCAAACAGUGUCAUUUAGGAUUUUAUUGAAACCACAUAUUUUUCGUUUUUUAUCACAACGAAACACUCUGAAAUUUCAUACUAGCCAGAGCUGUUUUUAAAAAACACUUUUUGAUUCAUAUAAUGUUUCAAACGUGUAAAUAUUUUCUAAGUUUAUUGUUAAUUUUUGGAAGUUUAUGCGCGUGUGGUUAUACUAUAAGUACCAAUAGAGUAACUAAGAUAGAGAAUUAUCCUAUGGCUACCACAGAAAAACCUGUAGAGAUGUCCACAAAGUCAAGAUAUGGCCAAGAAUUGGAAGAAUAUAAUAAAGCUUUAGCAAACUCGCGGAAAGGCAGAGGAAUAAUGGAUGAUGCUCAUGAUUAUGAUCAUGACAACCAUCAUGACAUAAUUGUUGACCAUCCUCCUGAAAUGCCAAAAAUGAAAGAAGAGCCCAAACAAGCUGCUGAUGCGUUUACCAGUUACUACGACUUUAUCAUUACUGAAGGAUCUUUCAAAUUUUGGUCUGCUUUUCAACUAUUCACAGCGCUUUUGCUAAUUUAUUCGUCCCUUGCCGCUGCAUACUAUGCAAAAUUUAACAUAAUUACCACCGAUUAUGAUUAUUACGAUGAUUUCUUCGGAAGGUCAAACAACGAUGCGCCUUCUACGAGUUUAUGGUCAGGGUUGUCAACCUCAACCGUUCAAAGAAUACUCAACGCCAUCUCUUCCAAAAAAUUCACUUAAUAUUUUCGGUAAAGGUUUGUUAUAUUACUAUUAAUUUUCACUAAUCUUGCAAUGUUUCAAUGUAAAUUUUUAAAAAUUUAAAGCUCAUGCUGUAUAGGCCUGGAUUCCGCGUACCAAAAAAGGUUGAUUAACAGCAAGCUGAAAAUUUGUUAAUAGCUUAACGGUGCCUAGUUGGACAAACUUUGAUGUACGGGAACACUGGAACAGGGGAAGUUUUAAUUGUGGAAUAGGUUAAAAAUUUGGAACGCCAGACUACGAAAACGUCCCAUGUAUUUUGUCGGACAGAACUUCCAAUUGAUUUGUUAUCCUUUGAAUGAAGAAAUAUCAUGUGCAGAGACAAAGAAGGAGAUAUAGUAACUCAACAGAGUGAAAUACUGCAAAGAUGGACUGAAUUCUUCAAAGAAAAGUUUGAACAAAACGGAGAUCCACUAUACGAUCAAAUUAUACCUGGAUCAAACGGAUACCAGAGAAACAACCCCCCCCCCCUUCAGUAGCUGAAAUGCAAGAAGCAGUUACCAGACUGAAAAACAACAAGUCACCUGGAUUGGACAACAUUAGCGCAGAAUUAAUAAAAGAA
This is a messenger RNA of Diabrotica virgifera virgifera (western corn rootworm), 1340 nucleotides long. RefSeq lists its product as uncharacterized. The record is from RefSeq and is a predicted model, not a curated record. The coding region runs from base 167 to 763 and encodes 198 amino acids. NCBI's taxonomy places the organism in Eukaryota, Metazoa, Arthropoda, Insecta, Coleoptera, Chrysomelidae. The transcript has 3 exons.